GAGGGAUUUUCUAAAGUGGUGUGUACGUAAUAAUUAAGAGAGCAUUACGAUAUAUAUUUUAAAACUAUAACGUCUCUGUUUCUUUUCCUUUCCUAAGAUAACUUUUAAUAAUCAAUCAAUAAAGUUUAUAAUCUGAACAGAACACGGGGAUCUUUAGCACACCCAGUCUGCAUAAAUGGGGAAACAGCUGUGUGUGUGUGUGUGUGUGUGUUUCCUGGCCAUAGCAGGAAGUCAGACUGUUGAUCUCAUCAAUGGCUCUCACAGUGACAGAACCAUGAGCGACCCGGGGGCAGUGACUCAGUCCUUGAACGAGACCAAGUGUAAUGUCUCGACUCCCUACAGUCAGGUGGACACGUCGGCCCGCCACUUCUUCCUGAUGUUCCACAGCCUGGUGUUCCUGGUGGGACUGCUCCUGAACGGCUUCACCCUGAAGGUGUAUUUCUGCCAGGCUCAGCAGCAGCAGUCCAGCACCGUCACCGUCUACCUGAAGAAUCUGGUGGCCGCCGACUUCCUGAUCAGCCUCUGCCUGCCGCUCCGGAUCCUGAACUACGCCAGCACCUCGGUCCCCAUCCACCUGGUCUACUGCAACUUCGGGGCGUCCACCUUGUACCUCAACAUGUACGCCAGCAUCCUGUUCAUGGGCUACAUCGCAGCCAACAGGUAUCUGAAGAUCGUCCAUCCGUUAGGAACCCACGUCCUGCAGACGGUGCGAGCCUCCCACAUCAUCUGCACGCUGACCUGGCUCUUCCUCUUGGCCACGGUGAGCACCUACAUCACCCUGUCCCUCCUCACCCAGGGCCACUUAUCCUCUGUCCCCAGUAGCCUGAGCUGUGACGACAAUCACAGCGCACUGCUCAGCGCCGUCUACAAGUUCAUGCACUCGUGCUCCGCCGCCGUCUUCCUGCUCGUCCUCGUCUCGCUGGUCUUCUUCUACUACAGCACCUCCCGCCGCUUGUCUCUGGCGCAGCAGAGGCAGCCGGCGUCCUCCACCUCCAAGAAGUUGGCCAAGUCUCGCAGGAACAUGUUGGUGCUGGUGGUGGUCUUCUGCGUCUGCUUCGUGCCGUACCACCUGGUGCGCCUUCCCUACGCCUUCCUGAGGGGCUACUCCUGUAGCCAGACCUUCUUCUACCUGAAGGAGGUGAGCGUCAUGCUGUCGGUGCUCAACGUCUGCUUGGACCCGCUCAUCUACUUCAUCUUCUGUAAGGCCUUCCGGACGCAGCUGAACCUGAAGACGGCGUUCAGCCUCACGACGGCGCCGACGCGAGCAGAGAACACCAAGAGGAGGAGCAGCGACGGGCAGCUGAGCACCAUGAAGUUCAACCGGAAGACUUCCCUCACAACCACCACCAAGCACAACGACGUGCUGUAGCUUAGACUAAGACUCAGUGGCGGUUUCACUGAGGGGG
Molecule: messenger RNA, 1406 nt
Organism: Eleginops maclovinus (Patagonian blennie)
Lineage: Eukaryota; Metazoa; Chordata; Actinopteri; Perciformes; Eleginopidae
Product: P2Y purinoceptor 14-like
Exons: 4
Coding region: 176-1369 (397 amino acids)
Biological process (GO): G protein-coupled receptor signaling pathway
Cellular component (GO): membrane
Molecular function (GO): G protein-coupled purinergic nucleotide receptor activity
Source: RefSeq, a predicted model, not a curated record